CAGUCCUACACUCAAGUCCCGUUAUGCUAGCAUCUCCCUGCCGUUUGCUACAGCAAAGCCGUAUUCAGUCUUCGAUGCACAUGAAUGGAGCUAUAUAGGUCAUUAUUGUAGUUACGUAAAACGAUAUCAAACUUAUGUAACUUGUGAAAAGUGAUAUUUUUGAGGCUUUGAAUGUAGAUCAGCUAUUGGUUUUCAAGACCCGGUGAUACAUUUUUUAUAUUAAACGCUGUGCCUUGGUUAAAACCUCCAUUAUGCAUUUAGAUGAAUUGAUGAUUGACAUAGGUGACUUUGGUUGGUACCAAAUCGUCAUCGUGUCCUGUUUGCUGUCAACGAUGAUUCCGGUAGCUUUUACCAUGUUGGAGAUGGCGUUUACUGGCUUUAUUCCAGAUUGGUGGUGCGAUUCCAUGCCAACAUCGGAUCUUGUCAGCAAUGACAACAACCAUACCACCUACUUAGUUACCAAUAGCAACAUUAGUAGUCAUAGUAUUAGUUUAAACCAAUGCUAUGGCACCGGCAACGCAACAGUUUGUAAACGAGAAUUUGAUAUGAGCAAACGGACCAUCGUGAACGAGUGGGACCUAGUCUGUGAAAACAGAUGGAUAAGCUUUACAAUUACAACCGUUCAGAUGUCAGGGGCGUUAGUUGGAGCUACUAUUGUCAGUUACACCGGAGAUAGAUUUGGUAGACGCAGAACACUCUAUGUCAUACAGUUGCUGCAUCUCAUCUUCCUUGGUAUUUGUGCGGCGUCACAGUCUUGGCAUUUGUUCACAGCUAUGAGAUUUGGUAUCGGAUUGUCAGCUGGUGCCACGAUUGUUGUGUGUUUUCCUGCUUCCAUUGAGUUCGUGGGAAAGAAAUGGCGUGCGUUGCUUGGUGCAUUUCCAGUCUGGGCUGGAGCAGCACCUUUUCUUCCAUUAAUCACAUGGCUGUUCCCAUAUUGGCGCCAUUUUGAAAUCAUCGUCUGCAUCAUCAGUUUUCCUAUUUGUUUAGGUUUCUUUAUUGUACCAGAAAGUAUCAGAUGGUUAACUGUAAAAGGGAAGUUAAAGGAAGCAGCGGCAGUAGCAUGUAAAAUUGCCAGCAAAAACAAAAAGCCAGAACCUAAUACCGAUAUUUUAGAAUUGGUAGCAGAAGACGAAAGACAGAUCAACAAAACGUAUUCAAGAUAUACUCAUUUGGAUUUAUUUCGUGACAAACGAAUGGCACUGAUAACUUUACGUGUCUGGUAUUCCUGGUUUACCUCUGCUGUUUGUUAUUGGUGCCUUAUCCUUGGAGUACAAAGUAUGUCAGGGAAUUUUUAUCUCAACUUCUUUCUAGUAUCUAUCGUGGAUAUUCCAGCAUCCUUACUGGUUCUACUCUUUGUUAACAGAAAACGCUUUGGAAGAAGAUGGUCAAUAGCCAUGGGUAAUAUGGGUGUAGCAUUAGGAGCCCUUGGGGCUAUAAUAGCGUCUUUAACUGCCCCACCAGAACAUAAAGCUUAUUAUGUCAGUAUCUGUGCCAUGAUAUCACAAUUUUGCACGGCAUGUGGUUGGUCAAGUAUGUGCGUAUUUACUGCCGAAUUAUAUCCCACAGUAAUAAGGUUAGUAGACUCGAUUAUUUCCAUAAACUGAAGAAACCUGGUUAAUAUACCGUAUAAUAACUGAAGGGUAAGUAGACUCGAUUAUUAAGGUUGGUGUCAAUUUAUGUAAAACAUUAUAUUAAAACAAUUCUAUCAUGCCUCUAUUGACAUUAAAACUAAUUUAGUUAAACAUACAUCAUGCAAGAGCUAAAUCUGUCUAUUGCAGGUUUUUCUUUAGGCCUAAAAUGUUAUCUAAAUUAUUAAAUAGACAUUAAUUAACCCAUCCAGACCAUAAUCAACUCUAGCUGGCAUCGCAAAACUGCGAUCGUUAGUGGAUUAUGAGCCGAUUUAUUGCAUAACUUUACUUCACGACUUAAUGAUUAAAUGGAUAAUUGAGACUAUGAUGUUUAUCGUACUGACUUUAGUAAUGAUGAUCGAGGCUAGGCGGAAAUUUCAUUAGCUUAGUUCUCGGUUCAUAGUGGAUCAAUUUGAAUGAAAUUUUAAGCAAAUUUCCUUUACAUUAUUUAGUUAUAGUGAGAACUGCCAACUCGUUAUCGAAUCUCCCAUAAUGUAUCUUUAAUUAAAAGAAUGUAAUUCCAGUGCGCUUAGUUUUAUCAUGUAAGCUUAUUUUUGACACUGAAGCUGUUGCAGUCAAAUAGAAUGUGCAAUCUAGCUACUCCUGGUUCUUGAAAGGGAGAUAAAUAAAUUUUGUUCUUUAUUUCUGCCAUGGAUGAACUUGAUUGUUUUACGUUAUACAAGAAUGAUGAUAACAAGUAUUAGGGGAUUUUAUUUUAUUGACAUAUAUGCUUUGGGAUGUGUAAGCUAGUGUAUCCAUGGCACAUUACUUUCAAGCAAUGUCUUGUUUUAAUAACUGAUAAAUUACUCCCGUUUUAAAGGGAAUCAAUUUUAAGUGGAAUUUAUUUUAUUGAUAUAUAUAUUUGGGAUGUAUAAGCUAGUGUAUCCAUGGCACAUUACUUUCAAGCAAUGCCUUGUUUUAAUAACUGAUAAAUUACUUCUGUUUUAAAGGGGGUCAAUUUCAUUACGUUACUUUACCAUUAACUACUAACCUUGUGGUAUAUUAGAUCGGUAGACUGUAAUAGAAGUUGGUUUAUUUAAUCUUAAUUAAUCUAGCAAGUGACUGCAAACAGACUCUGGUAUUUUAGCUCUACAGUACCAACUUCUCCCCUCUAAUA
Patella vulgata (common limpet) is the source of this 2745-nucleotide messenger RNA. Its product is annotated as solute carrier family 22 member 21. Gene Ontology annotation, molecular function: transmembrane transporter activity. Gene Ontology annotation, biological process: transmembrane transport. The coding region runs from base 252 to 1604 and encodes 450 amino acids. The record is from RefSeq and is a predicted model, not a curated record. The transcript is spliced from 7 exons. Gene Ontology annotation, cellular component: membrane. Lineage: Eukaryota; Metazoa; Mollusca; Gastropoda; Patellidae.